Malassezia japonica is the source of this 1941-nucleotide messenger RNA. RefSeq names its product 1-phosphatidylinositol 4-kinase (gene lsb6). The transcript has 3 exons. Gene Ontology annotation, biological process: Golgi organization; phosphatidylinositol phosphate biosynthetic process; endosome organization. The record is from RefSeq and is a predicted model, not a curated record. Bases 1 to 1941 code for a protein of 646 amino acids. Lineage: Eukaryota; Fungi; Basidiomycota; Malasseziomycetes; Malasseziales; Malasseziaceae. Gene Ontology annotation, cellular component: trans-Golgi network; fungal-type vacuole membrane; plasma membrane. Gene Ontology annotation, molecular function: 1-phosphatidylinositol 4-kinase activity.
AUGGCGCGCGGAAACGACGCUGAAGAGCGCACGCCGCUCUUGCAGUCGGUCGUUACUUCGGCGCCGGAUGUGCACCACCGGCGCGCUCUGGGAGUGCGUGGCGCAAAGCCGGCCGACUAUGUGAUUAGCGUGUUUGAGCCGGAGCACGGCGGGCAGAGCGCGUACGCUGCCGACAACCUCGUGGAUGAUUCCGCGUUCUACCAGAUGGUGGACAAUAUCCGUGCGUCAAUCGACGAGGGGGUACAGCCACGCAUGAUCUCGGUUGGGACGAGUGGCUCGUACUUUGUGCGCGUCCGCGAACGGGACGAUACGCGUAUCGUUGGCGUGUUUAAGCCGAUGGACGAGGAGCCGUACGGCAAUCUCAACCCGAAGCGUGUGUUUCUGCGCAAGUACUUUUGGUGGGCCAUGGGGCGCCCUUGUUUGAUUCCCAACUUUUCCUACCUGUCCGAGGUCGGCGCCUCGUUUCUGGAUGAUCGCCUAGAGCUGGGACUCGUGCCCAAGACGCGCCUAGUGGGCCUUGCAAGCCCCUCCUUUCACUAUCUCUACCGCGACCGCCGCCGGUACGAGCGGGGCCAGGCGCCGCUGCCGAGCAAGAUCGGGUCGCUGCAGCAGUUCCUUGUUGGCUACGAGAACGCAAGCCAGUUCCUGCGCAGGCACUCGCUCCCGGGCCGGCCCCGCGACCUGUUCGAGCGCGACCUGUCAGAGGAGAAUGCGGCGCACCGCCUAAGCCGCCGCAAGGAACGCGCGCGUCUGCGCAUGUGCUUUAUCGCGAUCAAGCGCCUGAUUCUCUGCAGAUACGGCCCGGGGCCGUACGGCAGCCCCGAGGCAGACGAGUGCGAGCAGCGCGAGGCGCCGCCGGCCAUGCAGCUCGACCACGAGGCACAGGCGUACCCGGCCGCGGCGCCAAUGACCACCGGCACGCGGCGCGAUACCUUCCAGUGGACGGCGCGCACAUGGCGCGAGUUCCGCCUCGAGCUCGAGAAGCUCGUCGUGCUCGACUUUUUGAUGCGCAAUACCGACCGCGGCCUGGACAACUUUAUGGUGACCUACGACCCGAAUGCAGGGCCGGACGAGCGCUCGAUCCGUAUCGGCGCGAUUGACAACUCACUCGCAUUCCCGCACCAGCACCCCCGCGGCCUGCGCGACUAUCCCUAUGGCUGGCUCUUUCUGCCGACGAAUCUGAUCGGCGAUGCGUUCUCCGACGAGACACGUAAACUCUUCCUUCCUAAGCUCACCGACCCGGUGUGGUGGGCGACCACGAUCGACGGACUGCGCCGCAUCUUUUCGCAGGACGCACACUUUCACGAGCGCGUCUUUCAGGACCAAAUGGACGUGUUCCGCGGCCAGGGGUACGUCCUGGCCCAGUGCCUGCAGAACAAGGACCAGGGCCCGAUUGAGCUGUGUGCGCUUCCGAAGCAGCUCGUGCGCCAGUCGAUCCGCAUCGUCUUUCCGAGCGAGCUGCGCAAGCACACGGUGGCGGACCUCAGCAAGGGCCGCACGUCCAAGGUCGACGAGCGCCAGGAGCAGGGCGCUGCGCCGCUCGCCAUUCCGACGCCACGCGGCCAGCUUUCCCAGAGGCCGGGCAUCGCGCAUUCGAUGCCGAGCGAUGCCAAGCCGUCGGACAGUGCCGAGGCGCCCGAGCCGCUGGCCAUCGAGGUCGUGGAGCGCAUCAACCAGCUCACCAAGCGCACGAUCCAGCGCAGCAUCACCCCGCCGCCGAAUGCGAUGGCGCGCCCGCUUGCCUCGCGCGCCGCAAGCACCGCCGUCCUGCCCGACACGCGCCCGCACAACGUGUCGCAGCAGAUGCACUCGCUCGACCUUGCUGGAAGCGACACGCCGCCGGCAGACGCCGAGGAUCCUACCCUUCCCCCAGUGCCGGUUCCUGUGCUGGUAGAGCGUCUCGAGACAGAGACACGCCGCCCGUGGAUUUGGUGGUACUAA